Messenger RNA from Eruca vesicaria subsp. sativa (arugula), 735 nucleotides. The record is from the annotation of a GenBank genome assembly. NCBI's taxonomy places the organism in Eukaryota, Viridiplantae, Streptophyta, Magnoliopsida, Brassicales, Brassicaceae.
AUGUCUCGCCUUGUCAGAUGUCUGAGAAGAAGAGUGAUAUCUACCAACUUAUCACCUUCGUUUUCCUACAGAAACCCUAGAGUAUGUCUUCAGCCAAUUCAAAACCCUUGUUUCUUAACUAUCUCUAAGUUUCUAAGCUCUGGAAGUUAUGUGUCGGAAAUGAGGAAGUCGGCGUUCGAGGGUAACAUUCUCCGAUUAAUCCGUUCUGAGAUUCAGUCCGAGCUCGACCACUCUCCUCCUCUUCAGCCUGAGGAGAGGUUUGGUCCAUUCACGGUGGAUGAGCGGCCAGGAGAGCAGUGGAUUAGCUUGAGAAGAAAAUAUGGGGACAAGGAAGAUAUUAAGAUCGAAGCUACCAUGUUUGAUGGAUCAGUGCCAUCAUCAAAGUCUGCAAGCAGUGACCCUGAAGAUGUUCAGCUUCACAUUACCUUCGUUGUCAACAUCUCUAAGGUCGGUGAUGGUCAGACCUUAGAGAUCAUGUGUUCUGCUUGGCCUGAUACUAUACAGAUCUCAAAGUUCUUUGUUCGUAAAAGUAGCAAGAACUCACCAAAUGCCUAUGUUGGACCAGAAUUCGAGGAGAUGGAAGAUGAACUUCAAGACUCGGUUUAUCAAUUUUUGGAGGAAAGAGGCAUAAGUGAUGAUCUUGCUGUGUUCUUGCAUCAGUACAUGAAGAACAAAGAUAAAGCCGAGUAUAUUCGAUGGAUGGAGACUGUUAAAUCUUAUGUUGAGCAAAAAUAA